UUAGAAAUCAAUAAUUUCCUCCGGUCCUGGGAAAGUAUUGCGCGCGCCUACGUUUCCCAAUUUUCACUGAACACCGAACGUCCGCCAUUCCAAGCUCGAAAAUCGAAGGGAAACGUUCAGUUUGCAUGUUGAAGACUAAAAAUAACGCCGACGCAUUCCAAUAAACGGAAAAUUCGUGUGCGUUUUUCGAAAAACUCUCUUUCUCGUGUAUGGUGUAAUCUGUACGGGCCUCGGAUGAGUCGUGUAGCAACUUCAAAUGUUUUGAAUUUUAUGUGGGGGUGAGUGCGGGCGCAAUGGGGCGGGGGCAGAGCUCGCCCAUGGAGCUCGGCUAGAGGUUAACCGGCGGCUGCCGCCCGCCGGCUGCUCACCGUUGGCUGCUCACCGGCUGCCCCUCUGCCGCCCUCACCCCGGCCCUGCACGCAUGGAGCCGGACCACCGCGACCACAAAUGUCAUAGGCCCAGCGCCUUUCAAAAGAUGGAAGGCCUGGUUCGUGAAAUGCAGGACACGGAGCAUGGGGGCGUACCAGUCAGAAGCCAAAAACUAUUUCUGACGUCUAUUCCAGCUGCUUUCAUGGGAUAUGACCUAAUUGAAUGGCUGAUGGAGCGUCUCGGAAUUGAAGAAUCCGAAGCAUUAAAUAUCGCCAAUCAAUUGUGUCAGUAUGGAUAUUUCUUUCCAAUAAGCGAUUCCAAAAACCUUGUAGUCAAAGAUGAUAGUUCGUUGUACCGAUUUCAGAAUCCAUAUUACUGGCCCUGGCAGAACAGGCCGCCCGAUAACGUGGAGUAUGCCAUAUACCUUUCGAAAAGAACGCUCCGGAACAAGCAGAGGCACGGGCUCGAGGAGUACGAAAUCGAGGCGAUGAGCAAUCUCAAGAAAAAUCUAGCCAACAAAUGGGAUUUUAUCACCCAGCAAGCAGAAGAACAGGUAAAACUAUCUAAAGGUUUAAAGAAAGCAGACAAACUAGUGAGCGAUUCGCAAGAACGAGCCUAUUGGAGAGUCCACAGGCCGCCCCCGGGAAUGGUAAGUUCUUUGGAGCCCUGUCCUGUACCUACCAGAAGCUGGAACGGCGGCACAAGAACCAGAAAAAAGACUAUCGAAGACUGCAAAAGGGAGGUGGAGCUACUGAAGAACAGUUUGUCCAGGACGAGGGUGAAGGUAUCGCAAGCUUUGGAAGGUAUGGUACAAUACGUAGAAAUCUACAUGGAAUACGAUCCGUUAAUAACCCCAACGCAACCGUCGAAUCCAUGGGUGAGCGAAGAUCUGACGUAUUGGCAGCUGAACAGCCCUCUCGAGGUAAUGAUGCACCGUUUAAGGAAAUCUUUUGAAGUUAUGGUUAAAAGGGUGGACGUCCCGACCGAAAAACGGGUCAGAAGAUGGGCAUUAUCGAUGGAAGAACUCGUAUCGGAUCCCACGGGCCUGCAGGAAUUCACGAACUACCUCCGAAAGGAGUACAGCCACGAGAACAUCAGAUUCUGGAUGGCCGUGCAAGAUUUAAGAAGAUCCGCCCAAUCUCAAAUAGCGUGGAAAGUGCAGGAGAUUUUCGACGAAUUCUUAGCGCCCGGCGCCCCUUGCGAAAUCAACAUAGACGGCAAGACGAUGGAGAAGGUACAGCAGGAAAUGAAAACUCCCACUCGGUUCACUUUCGACUCCGCGCAGGAACACGUGUACACCUUGCUGCUGAAGAAAGAUUGCUACCCUAGGUUUAUUAGGUCCGAAUAUUACAAAAAUUUGCUCGCAACCGGCAUACAACCUUCGCAGAAAAAACGUUUUUUCGGGUUCGGCCAAACCAAGAAAAAAGUGUCGACCACCACGGCGCCCAACCAGCAGCUGUUGCAGCAGCAGCAGCAAUCGUCGCAGGGCACGGUGGUCAUGUGCGGGGCCCUCUCGAAGCGGAGGGGCAGCGACAGGAGCCUGUCGGGAUCGGCGCACGAGCUCGCCAUAUCCGGCGUGAAGGAGACCAAGGUGCCGCACUCUCACUCGCAGAGCAACCUCAGCGACAUACCCUACAGAGGAGACCUGGCGCGCAUUGCGAAGCUCCCUGCUGUGACAGCAGUCACUUCGUGCAAUCAGACUCAUUCAAACGUCAGUCCAGUGAAAAAGCCUAGCAUAGCAAUCGUCGCCGGCGCCUCGACGUCCGAAGACGUCUGCCCUUGGGAGAGCGGCGCCGCCGAGCCGAGAAGCCGGAAGAACUCGGCAGCCAUCGAUUCCGGCAGUUCCUCGUCCGAUCUCAGCGUGGCCAUCACCGAAGUGUCCGAAAAGGUGCAACGGUCCUGCAUGCUGACGCAACAGCACACGCUCGACAGCUGCCGCAACCUGUCCGCCCAACCGGCGGAGCCCCAGCGGCGGGCGUCGGUGUCGGUGCCCAUCCAGCACUCCUCGGAGCCGGCGGGCUCCUCCAGGCGCAAGGUGUCGUCGUUCGAGGAGAGCUCCGCCGCCGGCGGUUCGGCGUCGGCGGCGGCCCAUCCGCCGUCGAAGCCCAGCGCGCCGGCGAACCUUAGUGAGACGGACAAUAAAACCGACGAAAAAGUUUCAAAGACUUUAAAAAAGAGCCAUAGCCUUUUAAAAACUUUUACUAGUGCGACCGGAGGGGGGUCGAAUGCGCCUACGAUCAGUGUCAGUCCGGUUAUGGAUGACGUUCCUAGCGAAGAGAGUAGUAGUAAUACGAGGAAGGAUGAAAAGGACGAAUUGUCGAUAUAUUGCAUACAGGAACCGAUGGCGCCGCUGGCGGAGCCCGACAGCGAGUCGCCGGGAAGCGAACUGCCCCCGUCCGAAGUGGGCGAAAUGCUGGAGAGGGAACAGGAAGUGGAACAAGGCGAAUGCGAGGGGCAAGUGGCGCAGGAACAAGGUGAAGCUAAGGCGAACGACGUGUGCCCCUGGGAAGACGAGGAAACUUGCAAAGUUGACACUCCUUUUGUGAAGACCUACGCAACGUUAGGAUAUCUCUAAAUAGAAAAAAAAAAUCAAGUAUUAUGUACUAUGUCACACUCGGUGAAAAAUCGAAAUAUUGAAAGGAGUGGCCAAUGAUAGAAAUGUUUCAAGAAAAGAUGGUGAUGUUUUUACUUUUUGUCUUUAAGAAAAGGUAAUACACAGACGUGCAUCAAUUUUGUUGAAAAUUUUCGUUAGCACAUUCGAAAAUUUGAUGAAUAAUUAAUGGUUUACAGGGUGUAUAUAUUUCAGCUAUUUUUUUAACGGCUUCGAUUUUUUACAAAAAAAAGCCUAAAUUUGUAUUGCCUAAAUAUACAAUGCACAUAAUUCAUUAAAAUAAAACGUAUGAUAGUUCAUAAUUUCAAUUUUUGUGUAUUCAGAAAAUUCCCACCAUAUUUUUCUGGCAUUUCUUUAAACGAAACGGAUGACGACUAGAAGUUAAAUUGGCGUAUAUAGUCAUAGUAUAGUUUUACAAAUUCAUGUUGACUAUAAUUACCUUCGCAAGUUGGUUUAGCUCAAGAUAUUUGCUCACAAGUCGUUUAACCUCUACCUAAAGCAUAGUUUUUUUCACGAAAAUAACGAAUAGUUUCCUCUCCACUGUUUUACACGCACGCUAUGAUAUUAGAUGUAACCAAAAAAUUAUAAAAACCUAAUUUUACAGCCCUACACAGGUACAUUUUAAACGAUUCUUUUGACGUUACUAAAAAUCGACGACUCGCAUGGAAAAGACUUUCCUGAGCCCUUAAGUCAUUCUUGUUGAGACCUUAAUGCUUAGUAACGUUCUCGAAGCGAAAGAUUAAUGAAAAAUUCACGAGACUGUAAAAGGCUUUUGUAGAGUUGUAUAUAACAUAACUUCAGUUUCAGUGAUUUCGUUUUGAUUCAAUAAUAAAAUUAAAUCAAAAUUUUAUCAGGCAAUGAUUGCUUUACUAAUUCCCUUAUAAAAUAUACAAUAUUCCUACAACUAUUAAAUAUUUAAUACUUACUUAGAAGUUUCACAGUAAAUCUCAGAAAAGAUUUUCUAAGAAAGAAACAACACCUCCUUCUUGAAUGUUUAAUUUAAUCGAUAACAAUUUAGUCGAUACAACGAAAUCACCGAAACAUUAUCCAGUAUUGUAUUUGUAUUACACAAUUAAGGUAUUUUACGAAAAUGUACGUCGUUGAUAUUAAUAAACAGUAAUUGUUCGCACACGAGUAUCUAAUUAGAUGUUGAAUAAAAAUUAAAAAAAGAGCAGUUGAAAAACGGUGCAGUUUUCAACGGGUUCGCAUAAAAAAUUGUAUGUCUUACACUAAUAUUUACCUACUAUAUUAUAAGCACGAGUUACAUCAUAUACAAUGAAGUUAUAUGUUGUAGUAGAAAGUUUAGAUAUACGUAGUUUUAAUGUUAAGGUAACAGGUCCAAACGAAAUUUUUCGUUAGUUUUUCAAUCUCCCACAUUACCCAUAUUUACAUAUUAAAUACACGAAAAUAAUGUCCUCAUAAAGAAAAAAAUAUUUAAUCACUUUGUAUGAAUAAAGGAAUAGGAGAUUUGAAGGAAAUAAAUUGGUAAAGUAGGCGCUUUUUAUAAUUUUUCUGGUUACAAUUAAUUGCAUAAUGCACAUGCAUAGUUUAAAUGAGAAAUUUAAAUUCGCUUUAAAUAAUAUAAUUAUUGACAAUACUGCAAAAUCAAAAUCAAAACAAAUUUUCUCGCGUUUCUAGACGAGAUGAUAAUUAGCUGAUAAUUAAUCAGAAUCGUUACGUAAAACUGAUUAAAUAAAUCAAAAAUAAACUAUUGAUUACACCCAGAGUGGUCAAAUUUUGUGCUUUUAACAGUAUUUUCUUUGUGGAAAAUAUCGAAUGCUAAAGUAUCUUGUGAGCAAAUUAAGUGUAUCGAAUUUUUAAAAUCUGGCUUAUAUUUAUCUAAAAUAAAUAUUCGUUCGAAUUUGUUUAAUUGUAAAAUUGUAGAAUGAUUGUUGUUGCGCUUUGAAAAAAAAAUCAGCUACCGCGUGUAGCUGGAAAUGGCCUCAAAAAUAACAUACAGUGUAUGCAAUAUACAAAAUACAAUUUGUAUGUUGUUAUUCAAACUUUACGUAUUUAGGCGAGAGAGCUUGAACAAAACUUUGUUGAAAGAAACUGUACUAUAUUUAUUUGAUGAAAUAUAGGGUGUUUUUAAAAACUCUAAAAUAUCCAAAUUGUUCGUGUCGAAGCGAACAUUUUCUUCCUGCAUUUUUAUCGAAUUUAGUAAAAAUCGCGAAAAAGUCACCCUACAUUUGUAAGUAAUUUACUUGAAUUGUACCAAAAAUGGUGUACCUAAGCUUAAAAUAUCCUACAAAUAAUUUAAGUACAUUCAACAAUCUCGCCUGUAAUAAAAUUGUAGUAUGUGUAAAUAAAGUCCAAAUUUCGGGCUUAUAUGAUUGUCAAAAAUACUCUAAAUGGUCAGUGCAGAUUUUCAGGCUAAUUUUAUGACACUCUGAACGAGAUCCCAACUCGAAUAGCAUAUAUGGAUAAGUAAUAAAAACAGAAAAUUUCAAAUUGUUUUCUUAUAGAUUAAAAGAUAUUCUCGAAAUAUUGUAGGAUGUAAUUGUACUUAGAGUGAUUCAAUGAUAAUGCAUGAGAAAAAUUUAAAAACAGUAAUUAACUUUAUAUACUUCAAUUAUAAAUAUCGGGUUAGUUAGUUUGUAUAACUAAUAAUGUUUUAAAUAAAAAUAUUUACAUUGAAUAAUAAAUAUUUUUAUUUUAGUAACAAAUUACUUGUAAUUUACGAAAGAUAGACUUUAUUGGGAGUUGAAAAUAGAUUUAAUUUUUUAAGCUAAUUUUAAAAUUAGAAUCUUUAUCAAAUAUGAAAUUUAUGUUAACAAAAUUAAAAAAAAUAUUAGUGGUGCUAUUAAAUAUUUUCUUGUAUUUUAAUAGUUCUGUAAAAAUUUGUAAUUAAUUGGAAAACUCAUUGUUGAGAUCUUGAUCAGAGUAUUAUUUAUAAUAAAUGUUUGAUUAAACAGCGUUGUGGCCGGCAAAAUUCAAGAUUGCUGCCAGUUUAAGAAGAAGUUAGUGAUGUAUAUAGUUUUAUAAGAUUAGCCAGUGUAUUGUACUGAUAAUAUUAACUUUAUUGUAAUUAUCAUUUAAUUUCUUAGACAUUGUUAAUAGAUUAAAAUGUUAUUAUUGUAGAAAUAAAACGGAUAUGUG
Molecule: messenger RNA, 6079 nt
Organism: Phyllotreta striolata
Lineage: Eukaryota; Metazoa; Arthropoda; Insecta; Coleoptera; Chrysomelidae
Source: the annotation of a GenBank genome assembly